Bursaphelenchus okinawaensis is the source of this 1943-nucleotide messenger RNA. Lineage: Eukaryota; Metazoa; Nematoda; Chromadorea; Rhabditida; Aphelenchoididae. The record is from the annotation of a GenBank genome assembly.
AUGGUCGGAAAAUGGAAAAACGAAGAGUCGGAGGAGGAAAUUAAUGGUAAGUCCACAUUUUUCUUACGAUUUUUCAAUUUUUAGAUGAUGCCGAGACAGCGAGUGCCAUUAUGGAGAGCUGCGCGGGGUUUUACAGUUCAUACGAGUGCAAAGAGGUGUUGGGGCAUGGGAUUGCGUCUACAGUCCGGCGAUGCAUCGAAAAAUCCACGGGUCAAACGUUUGCGGUCAAAAUUGUGGAUAUAAGUACGGAGCGUCAGAAUGAAAUGGAAGCUAAGAGGUUGGCGGAGGAGACACUAUCUGAGAUUUCAUUGUUGCGUCAGUUGGCGGGGCAUCCAUCAAUUAGUAAGUUGAUUGUUUGGAGGAUGUUAUUAUUCUUUACAAUUUAUAUCUAAUUUUUCAGUAUUGAUCCACGACUUCUUCUCCACACCAACCUUUCUGUUUGCCAUCUUUGAAGUAGCUCCAGGAGGGGAAUUAUUUCACUUACUUAACAAAAUGGUAACGUUUAGUGAAAAGAAGACGCGACAGGUCAUGAAACAACUAUUUGAUGGAGUUUCAUUUAUGCAUAGCAAAAGCAUUGUCCACAGGGAUCUGAAGGUAAGCUUUUGGCGUUUUUUAAUUCUGUUUUAAUGUUUAGUUGCCUUUGAUGCAAUGAUAACGUAAAGUUUUAAUUUUUAGCUAGAAAAUAUAUUGUGCAUUGAUGACCAUCGUGUCUGUAUUAGUGACUUUGGAUUUGCCAAGCAUUUAAUGCCAGGAGAGCGAUUAAAAGGUAACAUUUAAAUUCAUUUUUAGGUAAUAAACAAUGACUAAACCUUUUAUCACGCUUUCAUUGGGAGGAUUAAUUUUUUUGUUAUCUAAAAACACGAAAUUUUUGUGUUUCUUGACGUCCUGAGGCCUUUUAAAUCUAUUUUUGACCAUAAUAUCAAAGAUAAUAAUAAAAAAUUAAAUUUUUAGAUCUGUUCGGCACGCCAGGGUACCUAGCUCCGGAAACGUUACGAUGCCAGAUGUAUGAGAAUGCUGAAGGAUAUAGUUUGGAAGUAGACAACUGGGCUCUAGGAGUAAUAAUGUACACUUUGCUGGCUGGUCAUGCUCCGUUUUACCAUCGUCAACAGCUGAGAAUGAUGCGACUGAUCCAGGAGGGAAAGUUCGAAUUCGGAAAAGAUAUCUGGGACAGUGUUAGUCAAGAUGCUAAGGAUUUGGUAUGUUCAUUAUGGGGGUCUCUAAGCGCAAAAACUUUGUUUACAGCGAUUUGUAUUUAAAUUUUUGGAUUUUUAGGGAUUUUUUUUGGAAAAGAUUAAAAGCUGUCAUUACUGGUUGUUACCUAAAGUCUGCAUUUCUUGAUAACCCUUUAGAACACUAAAAACCUUGCUUUUAGAUCCGUUCCAUGCUAACAGUCGACGUGCCAUUACGAAUAACGGCAAAAGAGUGCCUGGAGCAUCAAUGGAUGAAGGCGGCCGAUGUGGUACCGAUGCGGAAGAAGUCGCUACCUCCACCGACGGCUCCGGUAAUGGUACCAAAACGAUCUCAAGCCGAGCUACGGUCUCUGUUCCGCGUUUCGCAGUUGGCGGUCCGAUUCACAUGGCGUAUCGGCAACUUGAGACGACUAAAACAAGGUCUGGAUCGGUGGGAGCUGCGGAAGCGGCCGUACCGGAACACCGAGGUAUGUCUUUGGGAAAUUUUUUUUCACCUCCUCUCCCUUUCCACCAUGAAUUUUAAAAAAUAAUAGAACUUGCCCCGCCUCCCCCUUCUGGAAGAUAUGUUUAGAAGGCUCCUCUAAUCUUGUAUAUACCACUACUUUUCAGGUCCGACACGAAGCCGAAGCAGCGGCAUUCGCCGUGUUUGGCCACUGGGUGAGCCGGGGCUUCCACUACUCGCGUGAUAUGUUGUUCGCUAACCGCCCACGACCACCACACAAAAAAGCCUUAGGGGGCUCCAAGAGCCCAUGA